Molecule: messenger RNA, 658 nt
Organism: Aspergillus melleus
Lineage: Eukaryota; Fungi; Ascomycota; Eurotiomycetes; Eurotiales; Aspergillaceae
Product: thiamine-triphosphatase
Exons: 1
Coding region: 53-658 (201 amino acids)
Biological process (GO): thiamine diphosphate metabolic process; dephosphorylation; thiamine metabolic process
Molecular function (GO): thiamine triphosphate phosphatase activity; magnesium ion binding
Source: RefSeq, a predicted model, not a curated record
UCCAGAACUCCCCAGAAACUUAUCAUCUACCUCACCUCAUAAACUCGCUACAAUGUUGCGUCUCGAAGUAGAGCGCAAAUUCCGCUGCCUCGCAGUCACAAACCUCCUCCAUUACGAGUCAAUCCCACCGUUCCAGAGCAUAGAGUACCGCGGCAAAAAGACCUUCCACGAUGUCUACUACGACAGUUCAAGCUUCCUCUCAUCCAAGGGAAUCUGGGUGCGACAGCGCGACGGCCACUGGCAAGCCAAGAUCAGACGCGGCGGUGACUACAACAACUCCAAGUUUGAAGAGCUCUCAGGACAUGACCAGAUCUUUCGCUACUUGGCCCAGCUGCCUGGACACACCAGAAACAUUGAAGGAGAGACAUUCGGAUUGAGUCAGAUGGCCGCCUUUACAACCCUACGAAAGCACUGGGUCGCAAACAAAGAAUUCAACAUUGUCCAGGAUAUCACGGACUUCGGCCACACCGUGGGUGAGGUGGAGCUGGAAUGUCAGUUCAAGUAUGACGGUGAUGACUUGGAGCUGUACCGGAGCUUCAAAAUGGCUGAGAUGGAUGAAAGAAUUACUACGUUCAUGCAGAGAUACGCAUGGGCCUUCUGUCCCGGUGUACCCAAGGGAAAGCUGACGGCUUACUUUGAGAAGUUUGGUAGAAGAUAG